GGACCAGGAGAUUAAAGCACGCAUCAGCACCAAAUCAAGGAAGCGUUAACUAAUACAGCUCAUUCAUAAGCGAUCAACUCCCUGGCUUGUGCACAGUGGCGGUUGACCAAAGAGAAUAACAACAUUCAGAAGAAUGUUAUGGGAUAAAUAAUUAUACUUUUAUUCUCAAUGAAAUGCUGGCUUAAAAUUUAUAAACAAAUCUGGAUCCAUUUAUCAAUUAUCAAGGAUGUACAAACUGGACAAAAUGACACCUGCUAAUUGGAUAUUAUUUUUAACUUCAGUAAUCGCAUUAAUUCAAAAAAACAGGACACAAUCAUGCAAUGAAACAAGCAUCAUAUCCUGCAUGUACGACCGCCAAAACCAGAAGUGCGUGUGCGAAAAUAUGGACUGUGUGCCACACGAACAAAUUUGUUUCCACGUUGAGGCACUGGAGCUCACGUUGGGGACGUACACUUACAUUCCAUCGCAGGCAUUCACUGAUUAUUAUCGUUUGAAAUUUCUUACAAUAUCGAAUAGCGCUGUUCAGGAAAUACACAGCGGCGCAUUUGACGGUUUGAACUUAUUAGAAAAACUACAUUUAAAAUCUAACAAACUUGAGAUAAUCUAUCCCAGAGCAUUUGAUGGCCUAUUCAACUUGACAUUAAUAAAUCUGCAAGAUAAUUAUAUUCAAUAUCUUCCGCAUGGACUAUUUUAUGAUCUGAAGCAAAUAUCCUUGCUGUUCUUGAGUGGGAACCCAUUUAAAGAUAGUGCAUUGGAAUAUUUUGAUCAACCUAUGCCUUUAACUUUAUUACAUUUGGAAAGGAUUAAUAUGACAUCGUUGUUGCCAGGAUGUUUCAAAAAUCUCCCCAAUUUGCAAAUCUUAUCGUUAACAGGUAAUUUUUUAGAGACUAUUGAGAUGGGUACAUUUCAAGAUCUUCCUUCUCUGUUGAGGCUUGAUUUAAGUAAAAAUAAUUUAAAAACAAUAGCAGAGAAGAGCUUCAGAUCUAACUUAAACCUUACUCACUUAUUUAUCAAUAUAAAUAAUAUGGCAAACUUCCAGCAACUUCUGAGAACACUGCCCUCAAACCUGGAGUUCCUUUCAGUCUAUGCAAAUAACUUCACGCAAAUAGGUGGACUUAAAACAGGACAACCUAUUAAGCUUAUAAAUCUGGACAUAUCUUUCAAUCAUAUCGCGUCUUUAAACUCGGAUUCGUUUCGAGGGCUGCCAUCUUUGGAAGAAGUGAAUUUAGCAGGGAACGAACUUGAAGUUGUAGAUUUGACCAUUUUUCCACAGUCGAUUAAGAAAAUAUUAUUGUCAGAAAAUCAUAUUGAAAAUUUAAUAUUACCAACUACAACAGACUGUCUACCUCACUUAAGAAACCUCAAAUUACUUAAUAAUAAACUGAAAACAUUUCCUGUUGCUCUGCUGGAAUUGACUACAAAUUUGAACAGUUUAGAUUUAAACUUCAACCCUAUUGUAUGUGACUGUUAUACAAAGGAACAAUCAAGCGCUGGUACAACCAACAGUUCAAUUCUCCAAAUUAGUACCCACUGUUCCAAUUCUGGAGACUCAGCCAUAAACGAGAUUCCUUCACACGAUGCAUCAAUUCUGUCAAGUAAUUGUAUUGAACCUGUUGUAUUAGCACAUUUUGAUCAUCUAGAUGUUCUUCAAGGGAGUACAGUCACUCUUAACUGCUCUGUUACAGGAAUUCCACAUCCAAGAGUCACCUGGAUUGGUCCAAAUGGUGAAGCAUUAUUUGGGAAAUAUGAUUACGCACAUGAGAUCACAUUGCUUGAUGUCAGCGAUGCUGGUAAAGCCAAUAACGGAACUUAUAUGUGCUUGGCUAUAAACUCUGAGGGAGUUAGUAAUGCUUCCAUCUCUGUCUUUGUCAUUCCACAGAAAGAAGAGUUUUCCACUCCUUCCUUUUCUACAGUGAUGGCAACACAUGUACCUCAAACACAAGCAACCCAAACUGUUUUAAAAACUGUAACUGAAUUUGAAUCAAUCAAGACAACAAUAGAAACACAACUGCUAACAGACACACCAUCACAAUCAGAAUUCCUAACAACUACAACGACAUCAGUUUCAUUCCAAGAUAACACAAAGGAAAAAUCAACCAUAUCAAUUUUAACAUCAGAUUUAGUUAGUACAACAGAGGUGAGCCAAACAAGACAUUCCACAUCAGUGGAUUCAGAUCACACAACAGAAGAUUUUUCUUCAGUCAGUGUGGAAGUCUCAACAAUCAUUUCUGUUAUGGGGAAUACUGGCACUGAAGAAAUUCAAUUAGAUCUCUCCAGUUCAUCACCUACAACAGAGGUGAGCCAAACAAGACAUUCCACAUCAGUGAAUUCAGAUCAAACAACAGAAGAUUUUUCUUCGAUCAGUGUGAAGGUCUCAUCUCAAAUUUCUGAUUUGGGGAAUACUGACACUGAAGAAAUUCCAUUAUAUCUCUCCAGUUCAUCACCUAACAUUAAAACUACAACCAGAAUUAAUAGGAUAAUGGAAGAGAAAUCAACAAUUGUCAGCAGAAUUCUACAGACCUCAGUGACAUCAAAUCAACAGAGCACCAUCAGAAAUGUGAUUGAAAUGACCACAGAAAACAGGAACAUAGAGACCACACAUCUAUCAAACAUCAGAAAAAAGAGUUCAAAGGAGAUUGUCAUAACAUCUCUCUUAUCUAUCAUUACAGUAGUAAUCAUUUUAGCACUUGUUAAAUGCUUGAUAAAGAAAGUUAGAUUAAAACUAAGAAAACCAAUGAAUGUGUUCCUUCUUAACGACUUCAAUGAGGAAUUAUGGAAAGAUGAGGAAAUAUCACAGGAGGAAGGCAAUAUUUGUGAAUCUCAGAUACAUGUAGGGCUUUUAUCAAAUUUUAAGGAAUAUACAUAUGGAUAGUUGUGCAUAUAAUGUUUACAAGUUCAUGACAGAACUUUCACUAUGUUAGACAAUUACCAAAGGCUAAGGAUUUUACAUGAAUAGCAAGUCAUACAGUAUUUUCAAUAAUCCCACUGUUUUAUAAUGCAAUGCAUGGUUUAGUGGACACAGUGCAUGCCUUCGAAAAUACCAAGUUCAGUGGCUCAAACAUUGCACAUUUCAGGAUGUUGUUUAUUGGUAUUGUUCACUUAUAAAUGUUGGAUGGGAAUAGCAUAUUAAAAGCAAACUUUUCAGUAUAAGGUGUGGUUAUA
Anneissia japonica is the source of this 3162-nucleotide messenger RNA. Its product is annotated as leucine-rich repeat and immunoglobulin-like domain-containing nogo receptor-interacting protein 2. The transcript is spliced from 2 exons. The record is from RefSeq and is a predicted model, not a curated record. Gene Ontology annotation, molecular function: protein binding. Bases 227 to 2872 code for a protein of 881 amino acids. NCBI's taxonomy places the organism in Eukaryota, Metazoa, Echinodermata, Crinoidea, Comatulida, Comatulidae.